Molecule: messenger RNA, 437 nt
Organism: Paramecium primaurelia
Lineage: Eukaryota; Ciliophora; Oligohymenophorea; Peniculida; Parameciidae
Source: the annotation of a GenBank genome assembly
UAUCUGUUAAAAAUGAAUUAAUCAGCCCCUAAAAGAUCAUCAAGUUUUGGCAAAUCGUUUAACUUUCCGUUUGAAAUCUCUUCAAAAGAAUCAAAUAGAUCUAUAUACUUAACUGAAACAAAGACCAAAAAAAUUGACAGAUCAAUUAAUGUUCCUUUAAAUAGUUGGAGAGAGUUGUCUCUAAUUGAAUUACUUAAUGAAGCAAUAGAAUUGUUAUAAGAAAACAAAUCUAAUAUUAUUGACUAAUAAAAAGUGUAAUUAGUAUUAAUAUCUAGUUUAAGAGAUUGAUUACAUAAUAUGAAAAUUUUAAACAAACUAACGAAAAAAAGUAGAUGCUCUUCUAAAAAAGAUCUAAAAUUAUUAAAAGUAAUAUAGAAAAUAUAAUAUCAUCAUAAAAUGACUUUUAAAAUUACUUAUAAGGUGUAAAGAAAUUAUGA